AUGUUCAAGCCAAGGAAGAAGCUAGUUAUCAAAAAAGUUAGAUGGCAGCAAGAAGACCCUUCAGAGUCGUUACAAAAAGUGAGGGUGAACUGUGAAGAAGAGCAAGACAUAAAAAUCAGAAAACUCUUGCUCUCCUAUUGAAACUUCCUAAAUGAGUCUCUAGAUCAUCACAAAUCCUUGGAUAAGCUAUUCGAAGUUUCAAGGAAACUUUACAGACUUUUGAAGAUCUGAAAUGGGUCAAAAGAAAUCCUACUAUACAUUAAGACUCUGAUCCGUAUUGCUGAGAGUAAUAUUCAUAGGCUUGAUGGAAAGCAAAAGGAAAUCCUUCAGAUUGAAAAGGAAGACUCCAGGCUAAGCUCAAAGUCUCCUAAAAGAUCUCUUAAGAGAAGCGAGAAAGACUUUGAGUUUGAUAUUAUGAUGCUAUGAGAAAAUUACUCCAAGAAGAAGAUCAGCAAGAAAGAAAUGAAGAGUUACCUUAAGAAAUUAUUCAAGGAAACUAAAACAAAGCUUACUCAAAGAGAUAGCCAUGAGAAAUUUGAGCUUUGUAGUCAGAAUGAGAAGGAAAUUGCCUUAGAUAUACCAAGAAGUAUGACCCCUGUAAAUGUCUUGAAUGAGAAGCCAUAUGAUGCCGAUGAGAUUAUUAAAAUAAAAAGGGCACAUACCCCAGUCGAGCGUGAUAAUGAUUCCUUAUCUGAUUCAAGAAUGAGCACUAGAAACCAGAACGCAUGGAGUAGAAUCCACAAAGAAUUCAAAACCAGACAAAGCUCUCGAAACUCUUCGUCAAGAUCAAACAGGAGUCUCUCAAAUAUCUCUCUUGGAGACCUCAAGAAGUUCAAUUUCACAAAAACCAAAAAGGGUAAAAUCCUCAUGAAGCCAACAGCUCCAACCUCCCUCGGGUCUCCUAAAGUUCUUCGGCCAAGCGACUCUUUCAAUCACUGGACUUCAUCAAUCACUAAAGAAAGCAUGGAUAGAUUACCUUUACAAAGACUGAACAAGAUUAAUAAGAAAUAGAUGAAAUUCAAUAUUUUGAG
Moneuplotes crassus is the source of this 1031-nucleotide messenger RNA. The record is from the annotation of a GenBank genome assembly. Lineage: Eukaryota; Ciliophora; Spirotrichea; Euplotida; Euplotidae.